AUGAGCUUCUUACGAUUGGCCGCUGUGCUUGCAGCCUGCCUGCCUGUGCGGGGGUUGAUAUCAAAUUCUGCUGGUGGUGGUGCUCAUAGACUUCAGCAAGGAAGCAGACAGGCGCGAACCCCACGCCGCGCUAUCGCUGGUGCAAGCGCGGAUGAAGUGAGAGAGGCUCUCAUCACCAGCGAAGCUUUCAAGGACCUGGUUGAGAGGCUUGAAGAUAGAUCACGCCAAGAGGCUGGUGCCACGGCAACAUCCACCCCUGUCGAUACUUGGCACGAGCAGCACGCGUUUACGGCGGCGCCAGAUCGAAAGGAUGCUGCUGAACACGGAGGAGGCAGCAACGAUCACGCGAAGCAGGCGAACCACGCGCGGAAGAGGAACUCGGAGAAGCUCGCCGGUUUGAGGACGGCUGUACUCGAGAGCCCGAAAGCACGCGAAAUGCGGGAAGCGUUUAAAACGAACAACGGGAAUGCCAUCGGCCGACCAAACGGCUCUACACCCCCGACCCCGCCAUCGACCGCUCCUGCUAGUGCUUCCACUGGUGACGUCGCUGCUGCUAUCUCGGCUCCCGCUUUGGGCACUGAGCAACAAGGCACGGUCGAGAAGCAGCUCCGGGCGGAAGAGCACAGCUCGACCGCUGCUGCUGUGGUGGCCGACGGGGAGGCACUGCUUCCAACGGAGCCGCUGGAGGUAGAGGAGGGGAAGGGUCGGAAGCGGUUCCGAUGGAUUGGGCGCGUAGCGUCGAGCGUAUCGAACGUGGGAAAGAGGGUGAGGGGGCGGGUAACGCGAAUCGGGGCGAAAGAUACAACACCGGGAGAGGAGGAACACAGAUCCUGAAAACACCUGACGAAAUCCGACUGAGUAUGGUGUGUAGAUGGGACUUUCGUGUAGCGUGUAUAUGUACCUGUGCAGCAGGUAGGGCUGUUGCGUGUGGGACUGGUUUGGUACAAGAUAUGCUAGCGGUAUUUUUUUUUGUUUCCUUUUAGUGCGGGUUGUCUAGUGGCUUUGGACUGGCUCGCUGUGGGUGCCUUGUAUCCGUACACACGCGGCACACAAUGAAACGCCUUGCUUUGUCUA
This is a messenger RNA of Ectocarpus siliculosus, 1074 nucleotides long. Lineage: Eukaryota; Phaeophyceae; Ectocarpales; Ectocarpaceae. The record is from the annotation of a GenBank genome assembly.